ACCAAACACCUUCCAUCUGUUUCCCUAUAUAUUUUCUUACUCCUUCUUUCCCCCAAUUCCCUUUUAAGUUCCCCAUAUCUCCAUUGGAUGACUCAGUCCUUUCUUCUCCUCCUUCUCUCCUCCUUUUAAUGGCGAAGAUCUCAAAUCCUUCACACAACAAUUCCAUUUCCACUACUCAUAAUGAUCUUCACUCUUCUUCUUCUUCUUCUUCGUCAAUACUUCAUAGCCAGAGGAAGGUACUGACGAAGCGUACGCGUAAGUCCACUCCUCGUGAUUCUCCCGCUCAACGUAGCUCUGUUUACCGCGGAGUCACUAGGCAUAGAUGGACUGGACGGUUUGAGGCGCAUUUGUGGGAUAAGAAUUGCUGGAAUGAAGGACAGAACAAGAAAGGACGUCAAGUGUAUUUAGGAGCGUAUGAUGAUGAAGACGCAGCUGCUCAUGCUUACGAUCUUGCGGCGCUCAAGUACUGGGGAACUGAAACUGUUCUUAACUUUCCACUAUUAACGUACCAAGAUGAGCUUAAAGAAAUGGAAGGCCAAUCAAGAGAAGAGUAUAUUGGAUAUUUGAGAAGGAAGAGUAGCGGCUUUUCUCGCGGGGUUUCAAAGUACAGAGGUGUAGCAAGGCACCAUCAUAAUGGAAGAUGGGAAGCUCGAAUUGGCAGAGUGUUUGGCAACAAAUACCUUUACCUUGGAACAUAUGCUACCCAAGAAGAAGCUGCCGCGGCUUACGACAAGGCGGCCAUAGAAUACCGUGGCCUUAACGCCGUUACAAAUUUCGACCUCAGCCGUUACAUCAAAUGCCUUCGUCCCGGGGAACAAGAUAUCCCAAACAAUAACCGUCCACCAAACCCUAACGCCGGCGAAACACCGUCACAAUUUGACCCCAAUUCCCUCCUCGGAUUCACUUUCCCCUCACAAUGCUCCAGCUCCGGCCAAACCUCCACCGAGCCACUUCCGGAACCUGGCGACGGCGACUCCUCCUCCUCCUCCACGGCCAUCGAGCUCCUUCUCCAUUCCUCGAAUUUCAAAGACAUAAUCGAAAGAACAUCCACUGCAGAGACUCCGCCGGAAACUGAUCGGCCACGUCGAUGUUUUCCUGACGACAUUCAAACUUACUUCGAUUGUACUCAAGAUUCCGGCGAUUUUGCCGAAGGCGACGACGGCAUUUUUGGGUACCUAAGUUCGUUUUUACCUUCAUCAGUUUUUCACUGCGAACUUGAUGCUUAAUUAGGUUAUAAUGAUCAAAAGAGGGGAUUAAGGAAUUCAAUGUCCGAUGAGAUCAGUUUGAGGAAAUAACUCAAUUAAUUAAUUAAAACUAUAUAGAAGUUAGUUUUUCAUUUUUGUAAAGCCUUCUUCUUUGAUUCACAAGAACGGAGAGAAGGAAAUUAGACGUUUAAUUUUUUUUUCCGCCAUAGAAUUCGUUUGCAUGCAAAUGUAGAAAUUUUGUGUGCAUUAAGAAUUGGGAUUCGAAAUCUCCGGUGAAAAUAAGUUGUGCAUUUUCAAAUUAUAAUAAAAAGAGCUAGAAAAUUUGUGUUAUUAA
This is a messenger RNA of Cucumis melo (muskmelon), 1539 nucleotides long. Its product is annotated as AP2-like ethylene-responsive transcription factor At1g16060. Gene Ontology annotation, molecular function: DNA binding; DNA-binding transcription factor activity. The record is from RefSeq and is a predicted model, not a curated record. Bases 129 to 1226 code for a protein of 365 amino acids. NCBI's taxonomy places the organism in Eukaryota, Viridiplantae, Streptophyta, Magnoliopsida, Cucurbitales, Cucurbitaceae. The transcript is spliced from 8 exons. Gene Ontology annotation, biological process: regulation of DNA-templated transcription.